This is a messenger RNA of Folsomia candida, 2563 nucleotides long. Its product is annotated as innexin inx2. Gene Ontology annotation, molecular function: gap junction channel activity. The coding region runs from base 398 to 2086 and encodes 562 amino acids. NCBI's taxonomy places the organism in Eukaryota, Metazoa, Arthropoda, Collembola, Entomobryomorpha, Isotomidae. Gene Ontology annotation, cellular component: plasma membrane; gap junction. The record is from RefSeq and is a predicted model, not a curated record. The transcript is spliced from 5 exons.
CUAAAUAAGUAGUCAGUCUUAUUGUUAGUCCAUGAGUGAAUUCACGUAUGUUUCUAAAAUCUAUAAAAAUUUAGCUAAAUAAUUUCGCUUUAAAAACCUACUACAAAACGAAACAAGGGUAUCAACAAGAAACUAUGUAAAGUAGUUUGCAGUUAAUAAUUAGCAGUUAAUUAGAUUAUGAGACACUUCGUGGCAAGUACAAAUCAGUCGGCGCGUUGUAUUUAAGUUUCACUACUGUUUGCUUUCUCGAGCGGAAAAGCAAAGACAACAUUUGUCUUUUAUCCCGUCCGUGGUGAGGAAUUGUUGCGGAUAAGUGGAUAAGUCCCAUUAAAUUUAAUCGUAGAAAUAGACAUUUGAGCCAUGAUUUUCUGACGUUGCAAGAAAUAUAAAUAACGAGAUGCCUCUAACUGUUGCCUCGGUGCUGGGCUUCAUCCCCAACACAAUCUGGUCCCCAUUAAAGAAGUUCCUCACAAAGGAUGGCGUAGUGACGUUUGACCUGGCCUUCAAAAUUUCGACAAAGUACACUCCUGCCCUUCUCAUCGUGGGAGUCUGCCUCUCCUUUGCCAACCAGUUUGUUAGGAAUUUGGAAAUUGAUUGCGUGACGGAGAGGACCGGCGGGAGCAAUGGGGUUCUCCGUCCCGGCGGCAGUGUUAAUUCCGACCUCAACGACUACUGCUGGAACCACGACACGUUUCUUGUGGUUAAGGCGUUGGAACCGGAAAUGCAAGGAGAAAUUAGCUACCCAGGUGUCUCUGGUUAUCGAAAAGAUCGCGACAGAGUAAUUCAACAACGAUACUAUAAAUUUGUUUGGAUGAUUCUCGUGAAAAUGGCUGUGUUUUCGUUUCUGCCGUAUUUCUUUUGGAGGGUGCGAGGAGAUACGAAGAUCAAACCACUUUUGGAUAUAUCAUCCGUCUCUGACGAUAUCACGGAGCACGAUAUUCGAGUCAAAUACUUUUUAGACACUGUUGGUUUUAAUGAGACCUUUGGAAUUUAUUACGCCUUCUGCAAGCUACUCGCCACCCUGACACCAGUUGGGGAAUACUUUUACCUUUGCGGAAUUAUUGGCCCACGCUACAAAUACUAUGGGGUCCAAGUUUUUACUCACUUUUUGGACGAGACCGCUCCCUGGCCAAAUCCGAUGGAUGUUCUGUUCCCCAAGAUGGCAAAGUGCAACUGGAUAGUUUAUGGCUUCGGAGGAGAUUCUGAAGUUAAGUCGGCCAUUUGUCAGCUCCCAAUGAACAAUCUUACCCAAUGGUCAUUCUUUGUAUUCUGGUGGUGGAUGGCUUUCACCGUUGUGGUCAACAUACUAUCACUUUUGAGGCUCAGUUUAUUCAUGUGCGGCCUUUAUCGGAGAUACAGUUACAGAAGAUUUGUCGCGCUAGCAUGCAGAGACGAUGUGGAGAAGGGACGAAGUUACAGAGGGCAAGGAAAAGGGAAAUUGAAAAAGUUUAGCAAGUCGGACAUUAUCAUGGUGAAGUUAAGCUUUGGAGAUGUUUUGGUUCUUUCAUUCAUCAAGAGAAAUUUGCAAGAAUGGGAAUUUCGUGAACUGAUUAGAACCUUGGUAAUCACUAAAAAUCAUGUCCUGCAACUGAGACCUGUCGUUUCUAAGCCACUCAUGAAACCUCCUUCCCUCGGACGAAAUAAGCAAGAAGAAGAACCUCUGAAGAUGGGGUUUAUCAUGCCAAACUCGAUUGAGGAAGACACAUCUUGUAUUCAAAUUCCAACCGCAUCCAGCACCACACAAGCUUAUUCUGACCAGUCAACCGAAAUCAUAACUGAUGUACGAGGGGAGGACUCUGACUUUUCCGACCCUGCGCCACCACCAACACCAGGUUGGUCAAUAAAGAUUAAAGACCCUGUGAACGUGGAGAGACGAAGCAGCUCAACGGAUAAGGAAUCAAAUUCCAAAAAUAAAGCAAACGAUAAAACCAACACCAAGUCAUCAACCAGCUCGGCCAAAAAUGCAAAUAACAAGGUAGCCCCUGCUUACACUUCCACUCCGAAGAAUAAGCAGAAUAAUUUCGCGAGUGUAAAUCCUGUAAAUUAUAAUACCACCAAUACCAACGAUGACGAGGACUGGGGAUAAAAAGUGUUAAAUUAUUUGCUCAAAGUUGUUACCGAAAACACAAAUAUUUAAAAUUUACCAAACGAAGUAGAUUAUUUAUGUGAUCAUAUUUAGAAUAAUACUUUUCCUAUACAUAUGUUCUUGCUGUAUGUAACGGGAAAUGUACCUAAUCUUACAGAUAACAAUGACUUGCGUCACUAAAAUUUACCUAAUUUAAGAUAUGUACAUAUGUAGUAGUAUUACGUAUGUGUUCAGGUCGUGAUAAUUUUUCUAUCAGUUUUUUUUAUUCUUCAAUGGAAAUAGAGAAUAAUUAUAUAUCUAAUUUGCGAUGCCAAUAUAUGCUUCUGAAUGCGAAGUUUGGCAUUUAAAAUCUUGUUUUACAACCUGAAUCUCUUUGUUGGUGUUAAGUAGUUUUAUAUCCUUUUAUAUUGUUAGGUUAUCUCAUUUAUUUGUAUUUUCUAAAAUACUUUAAUAAAUUAUACUGAUGAGGCAAUCAAA